Messenger RNA from Phyllotreta striolata, 2250 nucleotides. Lineage: Eukaryota; Metazoa; Arthropoda; Insecta; Coleoptera; Chrysomelidae. The record is from the annotation of a GenBank genome assembly.
CAGUCCACUACUCGACUUUCCAGAGCCUCCUGUGCCCGUCUGGCUAGCAUUUUGGCCGCCGGAGUUUUGAGAAAUAGACGUAGAUGAACCGUGAACAGGCGGUUGGACUGCUAAAGGCAUCAUCGCUCAAGAACUGCUCCUAAAAUUGCAAAGUUUAAACGAGUAUUAGACAUAAACGGUGUAAUAUAACCUAAACAACACAUUACAACUUACAAACCAUUAGAUUAGUAUGUUGUCUGUGUUACAAACUUACAUUUAAAACGGAAGCCAAUAAAUAUCACGGAUGUAAGUCAUAAAAUGUCCUGGGUACUAGGAAACCUAUAGAUUUACCUAUAUUUAUUUUAAUGUUUUUAUACAGCAAUAAGAAGCUGUGUGCUGUAAGUUUGAUUUUCGUUUUGCGCAGGUUUUUUAAUAUUGUUUGCGCCGUUAGAUUGGCUCAAACUUCACACUGGAAGUCACAUUGUCAAAUGUCAAUCUUGCAUAGCUGUGGGCUGAAAAAAUUAAAAUAUCAGGCCUUCGUAAUUAAUAAUCAAAUUUUUUAUUUUGUUUGUUCAAAAUGCAUGGAAAUAUAGAAAAUUUCAACAACUGGCAAAAUGUAAUAGUACGUGGGUUUUUGGUUUUGGCAUUAAAACAUUUUUCUUAAUUUUAUUUCAUCGCACUGUACCUAUAGUUUAGGAAAAUAAAAUUUAUACAAUUGUGUACAUAUGUCAUUAGUAAAAUUUAGCACAUAAAAAAUACUAAAAAUAAUAUUGAAUUUAUUCAUUUUACAUCUGCGUAUUAGCUUCAUCAUAAUACCGUUUUUCGAAAUUAAAUCAUGUUAAACUUCACCUACUACAAUAAAGGUAAGGAAUUAAAAUAAAAUGGCUAUUCACACAUUUAAUAUUUAUUUAUUUAUAACAAAAGCAAUAAAACUUUUACUACUUCUUUGUGUAUCAUGUAUGCAUACUAUAUAAUACAUUAUCAAUCUUCCUUCCACAAUAAGAUUAUAAUAAUAUUAUUGUAGUUUAAAUUGUUUACAGCAACUGUGUUGACCUAAACUUAUCAAUUCCCACUUCAAUUAAUUUAUAUUUUCAGAUAUUUAUUUCAUUGUAUUAUGUAUGUUGGGGCUUCAUAGAAUGUUAAAAGUUAAAAGAGUGUCUCAUAAUAUAGGUGAAAUUUACCAAAAUAUCAAAAAUUUUAAAUAUUGUAAAUUAUAAUAAUAUACAACAUGUUACCUGCUAUGUGUCUUCGAGAAACAGGAAGCGCUGGGGCUCCGCGUGAGCGUCAAAAAUCAGGCGAAACCGCACCCGCUUCUCCUACGAAAGAAGGCCAAGCGUUCGUAUUCGAUAAAAAACCAGAAAAUAAAAUCCAAUUGCAGAAUUCCCAGGACGAAGAGGAGCCCUAUUUUACUAAGCCGGCUCUCGCCUAUGAAUUACCUCGACCUCGAGCCAAUACAGUAUCCGAAGGUACACAGCCAGUUAGAAACGGGUCGAAAACACCAACCGUUUUCCGUUGGGAAGGCGGCGGAAAGGACGUCUGCAUUUGCGGUACAUUCUCAAACUGGGAAACGAUACCAAUGGUAAAAAGCCUUGGUGAUUUCGUAGCCAUUAUCGACUUGCCCGAAGGGGAGCACCAGUACAAAUUCUACGUGGACGGGGAGUGGAAAAACGACCCGGAGAAAAACCUCAUAGAGGACGACGGAGGCGCCAAAAACAAUCUUAUCGUCGUAAAGAAAUCUGAUAUGGAAGUAUUUGAAGCAUUGGCCAAAGAUAGCGAAAACGCUAAGGACGAUUCACAGAAGGAGUUCGGGCAAGAAGUCCCAGCUAACAAACCUUGGGAGAAGCCAAAUGGCCCUCCGAUAUUACCACCUCAUCUACUGCAAGUCAUCUUGAAUAAGGAUACACCUUUAUCGUGUGAACCUACUUUACUACCGGAACCGAAUCACGUAAUGUUGAACCACCUCUACGCUCUGUCUAUUAAGGACGGUGUAAUGGUUUUGAGCGCUACUCACAGAUACAGGAAAAAAUACGUAACCACGUUGCUUUAUAAGCCUAUUUAGUGAAUUUAAUUUAUUAUGCAGGGAUGUCGUUAAAUUUUGCUAAUGUUGUUUAUUUAAAAUUCUAUCUAGUUUUGUAUUUGUACAGUUUCGACACCCUUGUACAUAGACGAUGUUAUUAAUCGGGUCCGACUGUGGGACCUUCUAGUAUUUUAGAUAUAGGGGAUUUUAUUCGCAAGGGGUUUGAAAUUUUUGUAUUUAUAAACAAACUUUUA